CGGCUCCCUGCGCGCCGCCGUGGCCGCCCCGCCCUCGGCUCCACGUGCCGGUGGCGCCUGCAGCCGAGCCUGUGCCAUGGAGCCCGCCGAGGACGGCCCGGGCGCCGCCGUCCAGCCCCCGGAGCCGCAGGGGCGCGGCCGCUGGAGCCCGCGGGGCCUGCGGGGAGCGCUGUCCCCCGACGUGCGGCGGGAGGCGGCGGCGCUGGCGGCGCUCGCGGGCCCGGUGUUCCUGGCGCAGCUGAUGAUCUUUCUGGUCAGCAUCGUUAGUUCCAUCUUCUGCGGACACCUGGGCAAAGUGGAGCUGGACGCCGUGACGCUGGCCGUCUCCGUUGUGAAUGUCACUGGAAUUUCAGUAGGGACUGGCUUAGCCUCGGCUUGUGACACGCUGAUGUCUCAGUCCUUUGGAGGCAAGAACCUGAAGCGCGUGGGGGUCAUACUCCAAAGGGGCAUUCUCAUCUUGCUGCUCUGCUGCUUCCCUUGCUGGGCCAUCUUCCUCAACACAGAGCGCCUGCUCCUGCUGUUAAGACAGGACCCGGAAGUGGCCAGGCUAGCCCAGGUUUAUGUGAUGAUUUGCAUCCCUGCUCUUCCUGCAGCGUUCCUCUUCCAGCUGCAGACACGGUAUUUACAGAGCCAGGGCAUCAUUAUGCCCCAAGUUAUUGUUGGGAUCGCGGCAAAUAUUAUCAACGUGGGCAUGAAUGCCUUCUUGCUGUAUGCCUUGGGCCUCGGAGUGGUAGGGUCGGCCUGGGCCAACACCACCUCGCAGUUCUUCCUGUCCGCCCUGCUUUUCCUCUACGUGUGGUGGAAAGGAAUCCACACCCACACCUGGGGAGGGUGGACGAGGGAGUGCUUCCAGGAGUGGAACUCCUACAUCCGCCUGGCCAUCCCCAGUAUGUUCAUGGUGUGCAUCGAGUGGUGGACCUUCGAGAUUGGGACCUUCCUUGCAGGCCUUGUUAAUGUCACAGAACUAGGAGCUCAGGCCGUCAUUUACGAACUGGCUUCUGUCGCCUACAUGGUGCCCUUUGGCUUUGGUGUGGCUGCCAGUGUCCGAGUGGGCAAUGCUCUGGGGGCAGGGAAUGCCGAGCAGGCCCGGUGUUCCUGUUCCACCGUUCUUCUAUGUGCUGGUGUCUGUGCGCUCCUGGUGGGAAUUCUGCUUGCAGCCUUGAAGGACGUGGUUGCCUACAUAUUCACCAAUGACAAGGACAUCAUUUCCCUUGUGAGUCAGGUGAUGCCCAUUUUUGCUCCCUUCCAUCUGUUCGACGCACUUGCAGGCACCUGUGGCGGGGUCCUGAGAGGGACAGGAAAGCAAAAGGCCGGUGCUGUCCUGAACGCCAUUGGUUACUAUGGGUUGGGCUUUCCCAUCGGCGUGUCUCUGAUGUUUGCUGCUAAACUUGGGAUAAUAGGCCUCUGGGCUGGACUGAUAGUCUGUGUCUUCUUCCAAGCCCUCUCCUACCUAAUCUACAUCAUGAGGACAAACUGGAGCAGAGCAGCAGAGCAGGCACAAGUCCGAGCUGGGUUAAAAAGCAACAAGGAGACGACACCCACCCCAGCAGAUCUGCCCAUCUUGGAAAGAGAAGUUGUUGAUGGAGUAAUUUUGCCUGAUAUCAUCAGGCCAGAGAACCAGACUGGCCAGCUGGUAGUACAAGAAAGCAGCCCAUAUGCAGUGCCCACUGUCGGGGAGGUCUUGACAGGAAGGCAGCUGGUCAUCUACCGAGGGAUGGCUCUGGCUGUUUCUAUUGCUGUCCUCAUAGUGGGAAUUGUAGUGCGAGUUUCCAGUGACCGUGGCUAAGAAAGGAUUAUCACUGGUCUGUGGACUGGUGACAACUAUGUGCCAUGUCCCGGGCAUGGAUGCGAGCUAUCAUUGGUACAGAAGCGUCUCUCUCAGCUGUGGGUAGAAAGGCUGCCAGUAAGCCGUCCUUGGUCACGCUGCCAUCCUGCCCCCUUGUAAUGCAGGUCAAGAAAGGAGCAGUAUAUUUGCCUAGUGUGCACCAGGCCCUUGUUUGAUGUUCAGCACUGGGGCGGGGGAGGGAAGAAUGAACAAAUGAACGAAUAAAUGGCUAUCCAAAUUUGGGGGAGUGCUGGGGACAGAACCCAAGGGCCUCAGCACAGGUAGGCAAGUACUCUAUCACUGAGCACCCCAGAGCCCAGAAGCUCUGCUUUUGAGAAUGCUUUUCUCUGUUGACUGUAUCAUGAUUUCCGAACACGUCAGUUUGAUUCUCCUGCUGUGAGCGUGCCCCGCUCUCCCGCACGUCUUCUGCUGCUGCAUCCUCACUGUGAGUGAGGAUCAGGAACCAGUUCUAGCUCUGUCUGGGGAUCCUGCCACACAAGUGUUUAUGAA
Meriones unguiculatus (Mongolian gerbil) is the source of this 2335-nucleotide messenger RNA. RefSeq names its product multidrug and toxin extrusion protein 2. Gene Ontology annotation, molecular function: antiporter activity; xenobiotic transmembrane transporter activity. Gene Ontology annotation, biological process: xenobiotic detoxification by transmembrane export across the plasma membrane. The coding region runs from base 77 to 1786 and encodes 569 amino acids. Gene Ontology annotation, cellular component: membrane. The record is from RefSeq and is a predicted model, not a curated record. The transcript is spliced from 17 exons. Lineage: Eukaryota; Metazoa; Chordata; Mammalia; Rodentia; Muridae.